Messenger RNA from Andrographis paniculata, 1581 nucleotides. Its product is annotated as serine carboxypeptidase-like 45. The coding region runs from base 35 to 1456 and encodes 473 amino acids. Gene Ontology annotation, cellular component: vacuole. Gene Ontology annotation, biological process: proteolysis. Gene Ontology annotation, molecular function: serine-type carboxypeptidase activity. Lineage: Eukaryota; Viridiplantae; Streptophyta; Magnoliopsida; Lamiales; Acanthaceae. The record is from RefSeq and is a predicted model, not a curated record. The transcript is spliced from 10 exons.
UCACACCAAAUAAUCUCUUCAAUUCCCCAAAGCCAUGGCAGCGUCAGUUCAUCCCACCUACUGUCCAAUCUUGGCAGCUCUAAUCUGCACAUUAAUGGUGUCUGUAACUCUAACUCAAUCUGACAGAAUAGUGAAUCUGCCAGGUCAACCAGAAGCCAAAUUCCAGCAAUAUUCAGGUUACAUUAACAUUGGUGUGCCUCAAAAUCAAGAAAGAUUCUACUUUUAUUACUUUGUUGAGGCAGAAAAUCAGCCCCAAUCAAAGCCUCUUGUUCUUUGGCUAAAUGGAGGGCCUGGAUGUUCUUCGAUUGGGGCAGGGGCAUUUAGUGAACAUGGCCCUUUUCAACCAAAUGGGAAUGUAUUGGUGAGGAAUAGCUAUAGUUGGAAUAAAGUGGCUAAUAUUUUGUACUUGGAAUCACCUGCUGGAGUUGGAUUCUCCUAUUCUAAGAAUAAAUCUUUCUAUGAAUCUGUCAAUGAUGAAAUCACAGCUAGGGACAACCUUAAUUUCCUCGAGAAAUGGCUGGAGAAGUUCCCAGAGUUCAAGAACAGAGUGUUUUACAUCACAGGAGAAAGCUAUGGAGGGCAUUAUGUUCCACAAUUGGCUAAUCUCAUACUUCACUCCAAAUCAAAGAUCAAUCUUAAAGGGAUUGCAAUUGGCAAUCCUCUUCUCGAAUUCGAUACCGACUUCAAUUCGAGAGCCGAGUUCCUCUGGUCGCACGGACUGAUAUCCGACGCCGCGUAUUAUCAGUUCACGCACGUCUGCAACUACUCGCAGAUCAGAAGGGAGGCCGCGCGAGGAGGGCUUUCGCCGGUCUGCUCGAGAGUGAAUAAAAUCGUGUCGUCGGAGAUGAGUCAAUUUAUCGAUUCCUAUGAUGUUACGCUCGAUGUUUGUCUUUCGUCGGUUUUGCUUCAGGCGGAGGCGCUGAAACAGACGCAGGAGGAGCCGAAGAUAAAUGUGUGCGUCGAGGAUGAAACGACGAUGUACCUUAACAGAAAAGACGUGCAGGAAGCGCUCCACGCAAGCCUCGUCGGGGUUAAACAAUGGGGCAUUUGCAGCUAUGUUCUACGUUACGACAUGCAAAAUCUGGAGGUUCCGACGAUCGGGAUUCUGGGAUCGCUCGUGAAGUCAGGCAUACGUGUGCUGGUUUACAGUGGCGAUCAAGAUUCUGUUCUCCCGCUUACCGGGACUCGGUUGCUGGUGAAUCGCCUGGCAAAAGACCUGGGAUUGAACACAACAGCAACGUACGGCCCUUGGUUCGAGAGAAGACAGGUCGCAGGAUGGACACAGGCCUACGGGGAUUAUCUAUCGUUCGCAACUGUAAGAGGGGCUUCUCACGAAGCGCCAUUUUCUCAACCAGCAAGGUCACUAGUCCUGUUUAGUUCAUUCGUUUCAGGGACAGGGCUCCCGCGAGUCAACCGCGCAGACAAGGUUAUAAGUUCAUUUGUAAGACUAAUCUGAAUUCAGCAGGCCGAGAGAGAACUGUUUCGAUGCAGACAGAGAUAUUUCUUACAUGUAUCACAAAACUUGAUCGAAAAGCGGCAGGGGAAUCUAUUCAUCAAUAAAACUUCAAAUUCUUAAAUCAA